Messenger RNA from Armigeres subalbatus, 1065 nucleotides. RefSeq names its product micronuclear linker histone polyprotein-like. Bases 1 to 1065 code for a protein of 354 amino acids. Lineage: Eukaryota; Metazoa; Arthropoda; Insecta; Diptera; Culicidae. The transcript is spliced from 4 exons. The record is from RefSeq and is a predicted model, not a curated record.
AUGGGUCUUUGCCUUAGUAGGGAAGGUUGGGACGGGUCCAGUCUUGCCAAACUAUGCAACAAUAGCAACAGCAGUUUCGCCAAGCGGCACCAGAAGCAGUUUGACAAGUUGCUGUCUCAUCUAAACGAGCAGAAGCUGAACCCCACAAGCCUGAAGUCACGUCGUAGUUCUGCAGUCAUGGUCCUAGAAAACAAAAUCAAGAACAAGACAAAUACCAAGAUCAAGACCAAGACCAAGACCAAGACCAAGAUCAAGACCAAGAGCAAGACCAAGACCAAGACCAAGACCAAGACCAAGACCAAGACCAAGACCAAGACCAAGACCAAGACCAAGACCAAGACCAAGACCAAGACCAAGACCAAGACCAAGACCAAGACCAAGACCAAGACCAAGACCAAGACCAAGACCAAGACCAAGAUCAAGACCAAGACCAAGAUCAAGACCAAGACCAAGACCAAGACCAAGACCAAGACCAAGACCAAGACCAAGACCAAGACCAAGACCAAGACCAAGACCAAGACCAAGACCAAGACCAAGACCAAGACCAAGACCAAGACCAAGACCAAGACCAAGACCAAGACCAAGACCAAGACCAAGACCAAGACCAAGACCAAGACCAAGACCAAGACCAAGACCAAGACCAAGACCAAGACCAAGACCAAGACCAAGACCAAGACCAAGACCAAGACCAAGACCAAGACCAAAACCAAGACCAAGACCAAGACCAAGACCAAGACCAAGACCAAGACCAAGACCAAGUCAUAUUUCAGUGAAAGCAUUAUUAUUCUGAUGGAAAAUGGUAGGUCACUCGACGGCGCGAUGACAUCCAUCGUCAACAGCAGAACGUUGAUCAACGAGGGUAGGCCGACGGUAACCAGCAUGAGCAAGAACUGGGAGCAGGGAAGCAAGCGCAUUUUGGUUGACACGAUCGUACUUCGUGGCAUCGUUGGAUUGACUUGCGGUGGAGGAACGGACCAAACAUUUAUCGAGCAAGCGGAACGGAAUCGCAGUGAGGGAGUCUGCUUGUCCGAUACUUUCACCGAGUCGCAAGCUGAAGAGAGUUGA